This is a messenger RNA of Musa acuminata AAA Group (dessert banana), 814 nucleotides long. Its product is annotated as (+)-piperitol/(+)-sesamin synthase CYP81Q2-like. Gene Ontology annotation, molecular function: heme binding; iron ion binding; monooxygenase activity. The transcript is spliced from 2 exons. NCBI's taxonomy places the organism in Eukaryota, Viridiplantae, Streptophyta, Magnoliopsida, Zingiberales, Musaceae. The record is from RefSeq and is a predicted model, not a curated record. The coding region runs from base 24 to 806 and encodes 260 amino acids.
GACUUGAGAAGCAGCUGAUAAGGAUGCGGAAAGAGGUGGAUGUUUUGUUGCAGGGGAUGGUGGAUGAGAGGCGAAAGGGGAUGAGGACGGAGAGGAAUGAUGCAAACAAGACUCUCGUCGAUGUUAUGCUCUCCCUUCAAGAGGAGGAUCCUCGGUACUACACGGAUAAUAUCAUCAAAGGAAUGAUAUUGGUUCUCAUAUUUGCCGGGUUUGAUACCUCAAGUGUAACCAUGGAGUGGGCGAUGUCACUCCUCCUCAACCAUCCUGAGGCCCUGAAGAAGGUUCACGAUGAGAUAGAGGCUCAUGUGGGGCAUCAGCGCCUGGUGAUUGAUUCCGACCUCCCUCAGCUUUGCUAUCUCAACAAUGUCAUCCGAGAGACCCUCAGGCUGUUCCCACCAGGGCCACUUCUGGUUCCACGCGAGUCAACAAUGGAGUGCAGCAUAGGAGGCUUCCACGUCCCGCGAGGCACCAUGUUGAUAGUCAAUGCCUACAAGAUGCACAGAGAUCCCGCGUUGUGGACGGAUCCCGCAGAGUUCAAGCCGGAGAGGUUCGAGAGCGGAGAAGGAGAAGGGUACAAGUAUGUCCCCUUUGGGGUUGGAAGAAGACGAUGCCCAGGGGAAGCAAUGGCUAUGAAGGCUGUUGGACUAGUGAUUGCGUCGCUGGUCCAGUGCUUUGAGUGGAAGAGACUCGGAGAGGAGGAGGUGGAUCUCAAUGAAGGCGAGGGGCUCAGCAUGCCCAAAGCCAUUCCCUUGGAGGUCUUGUGCAAGCCACGCCAAGCCAUGAUGGAUGUCUUACCACAGCUUUGAGCGUUCCC